GGCACCUGUGUCUGAGAGGUUUGUGCCUGCUGGUGUCCGCGUCGCUCUCUGGUAGGGGCGUGAAAUUUUGUGGCUACGGCAUUUGGUCUGGAAUGAACGGCGCUCUUGGUGGAGGCCGGGGAGCCGAGCCAGAGCCAUGGCCAGUACAGUGGUAGCAGUUGGACUGACCAUUGCUGCUGCAGGAUUUGCAGGCCGUUAUGUUUUGCAAGCCAUGAAACAUAUGGAGCCUCAAGUAAAACAAGUUUUUCAAAGUCUACCAAAAUCUGCUUUCAGUGGUGGCUAUUAUAGAGGUGGGUUUGAACCUAAAAUGACAAAACGAGAAGCAGCAUUAAUACUAGGCGUAAGCCCUACUGCCAAUAAAGGAAAAAUAAGAGGGGCGCCUGGACGAAUUAUGCUUUUAAAUCACCCAGACAAGGGAGGAUCUCCUUAUAUAGCAGCCAAAAUCAAUGAAGCUAAAGAUUUACUAGAAGGUCAAGCUAAAAAAUGAAGUAAAUGUGUGAAUUUUAAGUUCUUGUUAGUUUAUGUAUAUGCGUGCUAGCUUUUUAUAAUAAAAGGCCUCAAAGCUACAAAUUUUAAAAAUGA
Neofelis nebulosa (Clouded leopard) is the source of this 582-nucleotide messenger RNA. RefSeq names its product mitochondrial import inner membrane translocase subunit TIM14-like. Gene Ontology annotation, biological process: protein import into mitochondrial matrix. Gene Ontology annotation, molecular function: ATPase activator activity. The record is from RefSeq and is a predicted model, not a curated record. Gene Ontology annotation, cellular component: PAM complex, Tim23 associated import motor. The coding region runs from base 137 to 487 and encodes 116 amino acids. The transcript is spliced from 2 exons. NCBI's taxonomy places the organism in Eukaryota, Metazoa, Chordata, Mammalia, Carnivora, Felidae.